UCGAUUUUUGACUUGGCGAGGUACACUUCUGCUUCCUCUUUGUUCAUUUUCUUCUCUUUUUUCUUUUUAAAUUUGUUGGCUUUCGUGCUUCUUUUUUUUUGUAAUUUUUAGUGGCGCUUUUUGAAAUUUAAAAAGAAUAAUUUAAAAAAUGGCUGGAAUCGCUGCAGGUCGUUUAGCCGAAGAAAGGAAGGCUUGGCGCAAGGACCACCCCUUUGGAUUUAUUGCUAGACCAUCAAAAAACGAAGACGGGACGAUGAAUUUGUAGGUUAUUUGGUUAACUAACUAAUGUGUUUUUUAGGUACAAUUGGGAAUGUGCCAUUCCUGGACCUAAAACAACAAUUUGGGAAGGAGGAUUGUUCAAACUUCGAAUGAUCUUCAAGGAUGAUUUUCCUUCUACUCCUCCAAAAUGUCGUUUUGAGCCGCCACUGUUCCAUCCAAACGUCUACCCGUCUGGGACGGUUUGUCUGAGUUUGCUGGAUGAAAACAAAGACUGGAGGCCAUCAAUUUCUGUCAAACAAUUGUUGGUUGGGAUUCAAGAAUUGUUGGUCUCGCCAAACCCAGAGGAUCCAGCGCAAGCUGAAGCCUAUCAAAUUUUUGUUCAAAAUCGUCAGGAAUAUGAGCGUCGUGUUCGUAAACAGGCGCAGCAAUUUGCGGAAGAAUUGGUUCAGAAACAAAUGUUGAUGGAAUCUUGA
Molecule: messenger RNA, 692 nt
Organism: Meloidogyne enterolobii
Lineage: Eukaryota; Metazoa; Nematoda; Chromadorea; Rhabditida; Meloidogynidae
Source: the annotation of a GenBank genome assembly